UUGUGAGUUAAGUUAACGCUCAUCCUCAGCUCGCGCACGACGUGUUUCUGCUCCAACGGAAGUCGCGUUAUCUUCAGGUCCUUUUAGAGAGCAACAAUCUCACAUCUCCUCAGACUUAACUUUUCUCUUCUACAUCCUCGUCUCCAGCUCAACAUGUCCACCGGCUCCAUCAGCGAUGUGGAUGAAUUUCACGAGUCCGAGCUGCUGGAUGGUCUUUUUAAAUUCGGUUCCGGCAAAGAUACAGGGACAUCAAAUGAGAGCACGGAGGACAGUUCCAACUGCGAAGGGGCAUCGGUUACAGAAUGUACGGGGAAAAGGCGCAAAUCAGCCGCCAUGCGUAAAUCGGCGCCCAAUGGUGUGGCCCAAGAGGGCAAGCAGGUCCAGAGGAACGCGGCGAACGCGCGCGAGAGGGCGAGGAUGCGCGUGCUGAGCAAAGCUUUCUCCCGGUUGAAGACGACGUUACCGUGGGUUCCCCCAGACACCAAACUCUCCAAGCUGGACACGCUACGGCUGGCCUCCAGCUACAUCGCGCACCUGCGACAGAUACUCGCCAACGACAAAUACGAGAGUGGCUACAUACAUCCAGUCAACCUGACGUGGCCAUUUAUGGUGGCAGGCAAACCAGAAAAUGAACUUAAAGAAAUGCUGAAUACUACACGUUUAUGUGGGACUACAGCUUCCUGAGACAGCAGAUGGACUUAAAAAUGGACCUAUUUUAAAUAUUUUAAUUAAAAAAAAAAGAAUAAUAACACGUCAUCUCCUAUCUAAACACACGAGUGGGAAUAACUGGGGACAACAUCCUCACUCGCAUUCCUGUAAAGAGAAAUUGAUAUCUAUUUAAAUAUUCACACGUGGGCCUUGCUGGUUCAAGGCAACAAUGUGUGAUUUUAUGCAACUGUUUUUAUUAAGAUUCUGUCAUCACAUUUUUUAUUAAAAACACGGGAAAUCAUUAUACAUAAGGCUUUGGUGACGCAGUGUCAUAACGUCACGCGCCUUUGCUGUUGGCAUUAGAAUAAUUGUAAAUAAAUAUGUUAUAGAUUCAA
Molecule: messenger RNA, 1043 nt
Organism: Carassius carassius (crucian carp)
Lineage: Eukaryota; Metazoa; Chordata; Actinopteri; Cypriniformes; Cyprinidae
Gene: tcf21
Product: transcription factor 21
Exons: 2
Coding region: 154-684 (176 amino acids)
Biological process (GO): regulation of transcription by RNA polymerase II; developmental process
Molecular function (GO): RNA polymerase II transcription regulatory region sequence-specific DNA binding; protein dimerization activity; DNA-binding transcription factor activity, RNA polymerase II-specific
Source: RefSeq, a predicted model, not a curated record